This is a messenger RNA of Schistosoma margrebowiei, 204 nucleotides long. Lineage: Eukaryota; Metazoa; Platyhelminthes; Trematoda; Strigeidida; Schistosomatidae. The record is from the annotation of a GenBank genome assembly.
AUGUAUGUUAACGUAGACGGAGUGGAUAUUUCACUCGACCAUAAUGGUGUAGUGAAAAUGGUGAAAGGCGACUGUACUACAACAAUUUCGUUAGUACCACCAAGUGAAGAAGAAAUAGCAACUCGAAAUGGAUAUCGUGACGGUACUUACCUAUGUAGACCACUGCAAUCAUCGCAAUCCCAGGAGGCAAUUAAUCAAGACUGA